AUGACCAUCAGCCCAAAACGUCACAUCAUCAUCAUCGGCAUGGGUCCAGCCGGCCUAGCCGCCGCGGCUCGUCUCAAGGGCACUGGCAUUCAAUUCACCAUCGUCGACGGCGGCAAGUCCGUGCAGGACCGCGAUCGCCACCUCCCCGAGGAUGCUACCCGCGGCCACGGCGGCGCAGGACUCUUCUCCGACGGCAAGUUCUCUUUCUUCCCAUCCGCCUCAGAGCUCUGGUCCCUGCCGCGCGGGGCCGACCUGCGUGAGGCCUAUAACUGGACAUGCAACGUCCUGAACCGCGCCGGUCUCGACACGCCCCCCUUCCCUAGUAACCCGGACGCCUACUCCGUAGCUGGCAUGGUGGAGAGCGAACAGUGGAAGCUUAAAGACUACCCCUCGGACUACCUACCCCUCGACGCCCGCCUGCGGCUCGUCGCCGACAUGGUCGCCGACAUCGACGGCGCCGUCAUGAACGAGUGCCAUGUCCGAAGCGCCACGUACCACCCAGACUCAGACUCCUUCAACGUCGCCGUGGAGCAUCGCGCUACGGGCCAGAUCACCGGACUCACUGCAAACAGACUCCUCGUAGCAACAGGACGUUUUGGGCCGCUCCAGGUCAGCCUGCGCGACAUGACUGCACACCACCAGUUCCGCCGUCUAGAGGUUGGCUUCCGCAUCCAACAGCGCAGCGAGCGCGCCUUCUUCCGUUCCAUGCCGCAGCACGACCCCAAGCUCCGCGUGCGCGAAACAGACGGCGGCGUGGAGUGGCGCACGUUUUGCGUCUGCCGCCAGGGCGAGACGUGCCUGACGGAGACAAAUGGACUAUGGACCGUCUCGGGACGGUCCGACUGCCCCGCUCCGACGGGGCGCUCCAAUUCGGGCUUCAAUACGCGGAUCCUGGACGAGAAGCUGGCGCGCAGGUCGCUGGACCGCGUGCUCCAGGCGAUGGCUCGGCCUGAGGGGCACUUCGAGCUUCCCGCGCAGGGCCUGCUGCGGGGCGAUGCUGAGGUUGUCGCGGCGAUGGAGGGGGUCUACGGCCCGGAGCUGGUCGGGAAGAUGGCCGACGGCUUGCGGCGGCUUGCGCGGACAUACGACGACUUGGGAGAUGACGAGGAGGCGACGCUGAUCGGCCCAACUCUCGAGGGAGUCGGAUGGUAUCCGAAGGUCGACGGCAAUCUGAGGCUUCUCGACGCGCCGGUUUGGGUGGUGGGCGAUGCCUGCGGGCUAUUUCGUGGCAUCGUCGCCGCCAUGAUCAGUGGGCACUAUUGUUACGGCCAGCUAACUGACAGUGGGUUUGUGUUAACAGUAAGCCAGGGAUUGAGAGUAGUAACAGUCGUUCCGUGGUCCUGGUCGAAUAGAUCGUAG
Messenger RNA from Colletotrichum truncatum, 1359 nucleotides. NCBI's taxonomy places the organism in Eukaryota, Fungi, Ascomycota, Sordariomycetes, Glomerellales, Glomerellaceae. The record is from RefSeq and is a predicted model, not a curated record.